Choloepus didactylus (southern two-toed sloth) is the source of this 4710-nucleotide messenger RNA. It is a transcript of the gene BAZ1A, whose product is annotated as bromodomain adjacent to zinc finger domain 1A. The record is from RefSeq and is a predicted model, not a curated record. Bases 16 to 4677 code for a protein of 1553 amino acids. The transcript is spliced from 26 exons. NCBI's taxonomy places the organism in Eukaryota, Metazoa, Chordata, Mammalia, Pilosa, Megalonychidae. Gene Ontology annotation, biological process: chromatin remodeling. Gene Ontology annotation, molecular function: protein binding.
GCGGGCGGACAGGAGAUGCCGCUGCUACACCGAAAGCCGUUUGUGAGACAGAAGCCGCCUGCGGACCUGCGGCCCGACGAGGAAGUUUUCUACUGUAAAGUCACCAACGAGAUCUUCCGCCACUACGAUGACUUUUUUGAACGAACCAUUCUAUGCAACAGUCUUGUGUGGAGUUGUGCUGUGACGGGCAGACCUGGACUGACGUAUCAGGAAGCACUUGAGUCAGAAAAAAGGGCAAGACAGAAUCUUCAGAGUUUUCCUGAACCACUAAUUAUUCCAGUUUUAUACUUGACCAACCUUACCCAUCGUUCACGCUUACAUGAAAUUUGUGAUGAUAUCUUUGCAUAUGUCAAGGAUCGAUAUUUUGUUGAAGAAACUGUGGAAGUCAUUAGGAACAAUGGUGCAAGGUUGCAAUGUAGGAUUUUGGAAGUCCUCCCUCCAUCCCAUCAAAAUGGUUUUGCUAAUGGACAUGUCAGCAAUGUAGAUGGAGAAACUAUUAUCAUCAGUGAUAGUGAUGAUUCAGAAACACAAAACAUUUCUUUUCAAAAUGGGGAGAAAAAAGAUGCAAUUGAUCCCUUGUUAUUCAAGUAUAAGGUGCAACCCACUAAAAAAGAAUUGUAUGAGUCUGCUAUUGUUAAAGCAACACAAAUCAGUCGGAGAAAACACCUAUUUUCUCGUGAUAAACUAAAGCUUUUUCUGAAGCAACACUGUGAACCACAAGAUGGAGUCAUUAAAAUUAAGGCAUCAUCUCUUUCAACAUAUAAAAUAGCAGAACAAGAUUUUUCUUAUUUCUUCCCUGAUGAUCCACCCACAUUUUUCUUCAGUCCUGCCAGCAGACGAAGAGGGAGACCUCCCAAACGAGUAUCUGUUGGUCAAGAGGACAGAGUUGCUAAUAAACAGACUAUUAUAGGAUGUAAGAACAAAGCUACCAAAGAAAAAGACAAACUUUUAAAACAAGAAGAAAUAAAGUCACUGGCUUUUGAAAAGGCUAAAUUAAAAAGAGAAAAAGCAGAUGCUCUAGAAGCAAAGAAAAAAGAAAAGGAAGAUAAAGAGAAAAAGAGGGAAGAAUUGAAGAAAAUUGUUGAAGAAGAGAGACUAAAGAAGAAAGAAGAAAAAGAGAGACUUAAAAUAGAAAGAGAAAAGGAAAGAGAGAAAUUACGUGAAGAAAAACGAAAAUAUGUGGAAUACUUAAAGCAAUGGAGUAAACCAAGAGAAGAUAUGGAAUGUGAUGAUCUUAAGGAACUUCCAGAACCAACUCCAGUGAAAACUAGACUACCUCCUGAAAUCUUUGGUGAUGCUCUGAUGGUUUUGGAGUUCCUUCAUGCAUUUGGUGAACUUUUUGAUCUUCAAGAUGAGUUUCCUGAGGGAGUAACCCUAGAAGUGUUAGAGGAAGCUCUUGUAGGAAAUGACAGUGAAGGCCCACUAUGUGAAUUGCUUUUUUUCUUCCUGACUGCCAUCUUCCAGGCGAUAGCUGAAGAAGAAGAGGAAGUAGCCAAAGAGCAAAUAACUGAUGCUGACACCAAAGAUUUAACAGAGGCUUUGGAUGAAGAUGCAGACCCCACAAAAUCUGCACUGUCUGCAGUUGCAUCUUUGGCAGCUGCAUGGCCACAGUUACACCAGGGCUGCAGUUUGAAAAGCUUGGAUCUAGAUAGCUGCACUCUUUCUGAAAUCCUCAGACUACACAUCUUAGCUUCAGGUGCUGAUGUAACAUCAGCAAAUGCAAAGUACAGAUAUCAGAAACGAGGAGGAUUUGAUGCUACAGAUGAUGCCUGUAUGGAACUUCGUUUGAGUAAUCCCAGUCUAGUGAAGAAGCUGUCCAGCACUUCAGUAUAUGAUUUAACACCAGGGGAGAAAAUGAAGAUCCUUCAUGCUCUCUGUGGGAAGCUUCUGACCCUAGUUUCUACUAGGGAUUUCAUUGAAGAUUAUGUUGAUAUAUUACGACAGGCAAAGCAGGAAUUCCGGGAGUUAAAAGCAGAACAACACCGAAAAGAGAGGGAAGAAGCAGCUGCCAGAAUUCGUAAAAGGAAGGAAGAAAAACUUAAGGAGCAAGAGCAAAAAAUGAAAGAAAAACAGGAGAAACUGAAGGAAGAUGAGCAAAGGAAUGCAACUACGGAUGUAUCUAUCGGGGAAGAUUUUGAUACUAGCACUGAAAGCAAAGAAGUAGAGCAGAAGGAACUAGAUCAAGAUACAGUUACUGAUGAUGAAGAUGACCCAGGAUCACAUAAAAGAGGCAGAAAGGGGAAAAGGGGACGGAAUGGAUUUAAAGAAUUUACAAGGCAAGAAGAAAUUAACUGUGUGAUGAGAGAGCCUCUUACUGCUGAUGAGGAAGAAGUUUUAAAACAGGAACACCAACGAAAAGAGAAAGAGCUCUUAGAAAAAAUUCAAAGUGCCAUAGCAUGUACCAAUAUCUUUCCCUUGGGCCGUGACCGCAUGUAUAGGCGAUAUUGGAUUUUCCCUUCUAUUCCUGGAUUGUUUAUUGAAGAGGAUUUUUCUGGUCUCACUGAAGACAUGCUAUUGCCUAGACCUUCUACAUUUCAGAAUAAUGUACAGUCUCAAGAUCCUCAGGUAUCCACUAAAACUGGAGAGUCUUUGAUGUCUGAAUCUACCUCCAACACUGAGCAAGGUCCAUGUGAUCAUUCUCUGCAGCUGCCAAAACCAGUGCAUAAGCCAAAUCGGUGGUGUUUUUACAGUUCUUGUGAACAGCUAGAGCAGCUUAUUGAAGCUCUUAAUUCUAGAGGACAUAGAGAAAGUGCCUUAAAAGAAACAUUGUUGCAAGAGAAAAGCAGAAUAUGUGCACAGUUAGCCUGUUUUUCUGAAGAGAAAUUUCAUUUUUCAGACAAACCUCAAACUGAUAGCAAACCUUUAUAUUGUCGGGGAAGAUCUUCCAAUGGAUAUGAUCCAUCUCAGAUGUCUGCAGAAAAGCAGCUUGAAUUGAGGCUUAGAGAUUUUCUUUUGGACAUUGAAGACAGAAUCUACCAAGGAACAUUAGGGGCAGUCAAGGUAACAGAUCGACACAUGUGGAGAUCAGCUUUAGAAAGUGGACGAUAUGAGCUGUUGAGUGAGGAAAACAAGGAAAACGGGAUAAUUAAAAAUGUGAAUGAAGAUAUAGAAGAGAUGGAAAUUGAUGAGCAACCAAAGGUCAUAGUAAAAGACAGACUUGGUGGGAUAAAAACAGAAACUCCAAGUACUGUCUCAACUAAUGCAAGUACACCACAAUCGGUGAGCAAUGUGGUUCAUUAUCUGGCAAUGGCACUAUUUCAAAUAGAGCAGGGCAUUGAGAGGCGUUUUCUCAAAGCUCCACUUGAUGCCAGUGACAGUGGACGUUCUUAUAAAACAGUCCUGGACCGUUGGAGAGAGUCUCUCCUUUCUUCUGCUAGUCUAUCCCAAGUCUUUCUUCACCUCUCCACCUUGGAUCGUAGUGUAAUAUGGUCUAAGUCUAUACUGAAUGCUCGUUGCAAGAUAUGCCGAAAGAAGGGUGAUGCUGAAAGCAUGGUACUUUGUGAUGGCUGUGAUCGGGGUCAUCAUACCUAUUGUGUUCGACCAAAGCUCAAGACUGUUCCUGAAGGAGAUUGGUUUUGUCCAGAAUGUCGGCCAAAGCAACGUUCUAGACGACUUUCCUCUAGACAGAGACCAUCCUUGGAAAGUGAUGAAGAAAUAGAAGACCAUAUGGAAGGUGAGGAUGAUGAAGUUGAUGAUGAUGAUGAAGAGGGUCAAAGUGAGGAGGAAGAGUAUGAGUUAGAACAAGAUGAAGAUGACUCUCAAGAAGAAGAUGAAGUCAGCCCACCAAAACGAGGAAGACCACAAGUUAGAUUACCAAUUAAAACAAGAGGAGGAAGACUUAGUUCUUUCUCAAGUCGUGGCCAACGACAAGAUCCUGGAAGAUAUACUUCAAGGAGUCAACAGAGUACACCCAAAACAACUGUUUCUUCUAGAACUACUGGUAGAAGCCUAAGAAAGAUAAAAUCUGCUCCUUCUACAGAAACUAAAUCUUUAAGAAUUGCCAGUCGUUCUACUCGCCAGAGUCAUGGCCCACUGCAAGCAGAUGUAUUUGUGGAACUACUUAGUCCUCGUAGAAAACGCAGAGGCAGGAGAAGUGCUAACAAUACACCAGAAAAUAGUCCCAUGUUCCCUAACUUCAGAGUCAUUGCCACAAAAUCAAGUGAGCAGUCAAGAUCUUUGAAUGUUGCUCCAAAACUUUCUCUCCAAGACAGUGAAUCUAAGAGAAGAGGCAGGAAAAGACAAUGUACAGAGUCAUCUCCUAUGACAUUGAAUCGAAGGAGUUCAGGCCGACAGGGAGGAGUUCAUGAAUUGUCUGCUUUUGAACAACUUGUUAUAGAAUUGGUACGGCAUGAUGACAGCUGGCCCUUUUUGAAACUGGUUUCUAAAAUUCAGGUCCCAGACUAUUAUGACAUCAUCAAAAAGCCCAUUGCCUUAAAUAUAAUUCGUGAAAAAGUGAACAAAUGUGAAUAUAAAUUAGCAUCUGAGUUUAUUGAUGAUAUUGAGUUGAUGUUUUCAAACUGCUUUGAGUACAACCCCCGUAACACAAGUGAAGCUAAAGCUGGAACUAGGCUUCAAGCGUUUUUUCACAUUCAGGCUCAAAAGCUUGGACUCCAUGUCACGCCCAUUAAUAUGGACCCAGUUAGCACACCACCGGCUGCAAAAAAGUCACGAAUCUAAUUUUGUCCUUCUAAAGGAUAUAUUUGAGGAAAA